GCGUCAUAAGGUCAACUGUUGACCUAUUUUUAAUACCACACUACAAUACACUUUGUAAAAUCCGAACGAGGAAGCAUAUCACUUAUCUAUGAAAAUGGCGAGCAGUAACAGCGGCGAUGUAAGCCUGGAAAUGAAUGAUGCUCGAAAUGAAACUUCAGAGGAAGGCCAAGAUACCACAACGAAUAAGAGGCCGACAAGUUUACGUAUGACCUCACAGUCUAGAGACGUUGUUGAUUUCAGACAACCAGUUCCAUCUCAAGACGAAGCUGAUGGACCACAGCGAAGCUCAUCCUUUAGAAAUCCAUUCGCUGACAGACAGAAGUUCGUCCGACGAUUAUGUGACGCCUCCUUGUUGGCCGCCAAUGUUUCACAACUCCGUGCUGUAUUAGAUGGAAGUCCGGCCGAAAACGAUUACUUUUGGCCACUGAUUAUUAUGAUCAGUUUGUCAAUUCUUUUGCACAUUGUGUUCGGAAUUCUAAUGAUUAAGAGGUGGGAAAAAGAAAGGGAGGCAGAAAUGGAGCACAGAAAAAAUAGCAGCUCGGUUGCAGGCACACCUACUUCUAACGCAAGCGUCUUAACAAAACAAGCAAAAGGAACUCUGUGUUUUUGUCCGCCAUGUUUAAGUGUAGAAAAAUGCGAUACAUAUAGCAUGUAUGUCAUGCUUUUUAUCGUCGUUUUGAAUGUUGGUAUUGCAGGAAUGGGACUAUCGGGACAAAGAAAGGUUAAAGAUGAAUAGAGGGACUCGAAUCGCCAAUAUGAUCAUCAUGAGAUUUACGAAACUGAAAUUUAAUAUUGUAGAUUUUAAAUCACCAAAUUUGCUACCGUCAAUUUUUAGGUCACUUGAGUAAUCUCGGGUGAGCUAUUGCGAUUGGUCUGUGUUCGUCGUCGUCCGUCGACCAUUAAUAAUAAUUGAAUAUUUUUAAUUUUGAAAACUACCAUUCCAAUUCUUUUCAAAUUUGAUAUGAAGCCUCUUUAGGACAAGGGGGAGGGGGAUAAAUUGUAAAUUUCAGGACUCUUGCACCCCUGGGACCUUGGGAGCAGGGCAAAAACUACCAAAAAUUUACCAAUUUUCAAAAUCUUUUUGACAACCACACAUAUGUAAGAAAACUAAUGCAUAGUGAUAUAAAGCUGGAAGGCAUUGACCAGAAUUGUAAAUUUCAUGAUCCCAGCGUAUAGAGCCUCUGACUCCAGGGCGGAGCCAAACUUGGUAGAUAGUAUUUAUAUGUAAAGUAUUUUUAAAAAGCAUCUUCUUUAAUGAUAUUGAUGUUAAAUUGAAACUAUAUGGAUAUUCAGAAUGAGGAGGUUGUCCUUUACCAAAAUUGUAAAUUUCACGAUCACAGGUUUUGGUAUCAGGGUGGGGCCAGAAUGGUCAGUGAUUGAAUGUAUUAACAAGAGAACCUUUUUAACUUUUUCUUUCUAACUACCAAUCCAUGUUUCUUCUUCAAAUUUUGAAUGAAGCAUCUUUGGGACAAGGGUGACAUAAAUUGUGAAUGUAUGGGCUUCUGUAACCCCGAGGCCGUAGGCUUAGGGUAAAAACUGCCAAACAUUGGCCAAACAUUCAAAUGACUUCUCUACGCAUGUGCAUCUGUAAGAAACACUAAAUGGAUAGUCCUACAAAGCAGGAAGGCUUCUACCAUGAUGCACGGGUAGAUUGUGUGGGGUGGGUGGGGGUGCGUGGGGGUAAAAAUUUGAAUAUUUUCUUUAAUGUUAUUGAUGCUAGUUAUUGUUCCAGGUUGGAACCAAAAUCAUUAAACUAGUAGUGAUUAUCUUCUUUUUCAUUUGAAAGAUUUCUUUAAUUUUACUGAAACGGUACAACAACUAAAUGCAUAUCUAGGAAAAUCAGAGAUGGGUCGUCCAAAAUUGUGAAUUUCGCGACCCCGGGAUUUUGACUCGAGGACAGGUCUAAAUUCUUCCUGUCGUGUUAAUGUUACAUAUAUUCUAUCAACUGUUUCAUCAAUGCAAGGUGAAGAUAACGAACAGUGAUCAAUCUCAUAACUCCUACAAGCAAUACAAAAUACAUAGUUGGGCAAACACGGACCCCUGGACACACCAGAGGUGGGAUCAGGUGCCUAGGAUGAGUAAGCAUCCCCUGUUGACCGGUCACACCCGCCGUGAGCCCUAUAUCCUCAUCAGGUAAACGGAGUUAUCCACAGUCAAAAUCAGUGUGCCAAGAACGGCUUAACAAUCGGUAUUAAACACGUCAGACAGCAUUUGACCCAAUACGAUGUUGUAUUGACGAACUAGAUCGUUAUCACGAUCAUAGAAUUUGCGAAAUGCUGACUUCAAUCGAGACUGUUGAAAUCCCUGUACCAUCAACUUGUUUGUCAGUAGCUUACCUCGAUUUAAAAACUGACUAUACCCAGAACAAGCUCUUGCAUAUCGAAUCAGUUGAGAUAUAUAAACACCAUAUGCAGGUGAUAAUGGAAUAUUGCUACACAAAUAUGGGAAGUUGACGAUGGAGAAGCUGAAAUCAUCCCGUUUGUCAUACAGUUGCGUUUUCAGUUUGCCGUUAAUGUCUACUUUCAAUAAUAUAUCUAAGUAUGAAGCAGAAAUGGACGACUCUGUGGUGUCCUUUAUUUCGAGCUCAUAUAAGCCCUUUCGGGUGGUAUUAAAGUUUUACGAACACAUCUUAUACUGUUGCUGACGAUUAGAAUUUAACUUAGAUAUGCAGGACAGAUUUUUUUUUAUAGAUUGCAUAGUCCAUGGGGCUAUUGAUGUAGAUUACACUCAUUGACCGAUAAGGCCUGUGGGCCUCUUGUUUCCAUACCCAUACCUUUUGAAUUUGGCAAAAUUUUACACGGCCCCAAAUUUGUAUUUCGUAUCCUCGUUUGGUACCAAAUUUAAUUCAUGUAGAUAAACAAUACACACAUAACAUCAUCAGCAUGUCUAUUAUUUAUAUAUAUUUAUAUACAAACACGUAUAUUCAUCAAUCAGCAUUCAAACCUAAUAGCUCUUCAAUGUACUAUGGUAAACUUAAGUUUUACUGGUAUUUCAAACAGAAUGUAUUUGUGUUUACAAAACCUUUUAAAAUCUAAACGAGUGGAUA
Molecule: messenger RNA, 3046 nt
Organism: Ostrea edulis (European flat oyster)
Lineage: Eukaryota; Metazoa; Mollusca; Bivalvia; Ostreida; Ostreidae
Exons: 3
Coding region: 89-736 (215 amino acids)
Biological process (GO): cell adhesion; tissue regeneration
Cellular component (GO): membrane
Source: RefSeq, a predicted model, not a curated record